This is a messenger RNA of Cherax quadricarinatus, 1912 nucleotides long. The record is from RefSeq and is a predicted model, not a curated record. NCBI's taxonomy places the organism in Eukaryota, Metazoa, Arthropoda, Malacostraca, Decapoda, Parastacidae.
UAGUACAUAUAUACAGUGUUGUAGUACAUAUAUACAGUGUUGUAGUACAUAUAUACAGUGUUGUAGUACAUAUAUACAGUGUUGUAGUAUGUAUAUUAGUCUUCUAACACACACAAAAAAAUCAUAGUAGUCUUUAAAGAUGAAAAUAAACUUUAUUAGUGCUCAUUGGUAGAAAAAGUUUACCAAAAAGACUAAAUCUUGAAAUACACUUGAGAGUACAUAAAAAAGAUUAACUAUACCAAUGUUGAAUGACUAAAAUAUUUUAAAAUGAAGUAACUUCUUUUGAAAAAUAUGCAGAAACAUAAACCAUUUCAGUGUUCAGAGUGUCAGAAAUGUUUUACUGUGAAAAGCAGUCUUGUGAGACAUAUGCGAAUACAUACAGGACAUAAACCAUUUCAGUGUUCAGAAUGUCUGAAAUGUUUUACUGUAAAAAGCAGUCUUGUGACACAUAUGCAAAUACAUACAGGACAUAAACCAUUUCAUUGUUCAGAAUGUCUGAAAUGUUUUAUUGUAAAAAGUCAUCUUGUGAAACACACACGUGGACAUACAGGAGAUAAACCAUUUUGGUGUUCAGAGUGUCAGAAAUGUUUUACUGUAAAAAGCAGUCUUGUGAAACAUAUGCGAAUACAUACAGGACAUAAACCAUUUCAGUGUUCAGAAUGUCUUAAAUGUUUUACUGAAAAAGGCAAGCUUGUGUCACAUAUGCGAAUACAUACAGGAGAUAAACCAUUUCAGUGUUUAGAAUGUCUGAAAUGUUUUACUGAAAAAGGCAGCCUUGUGAAACAUAUGCGAAUACAUACAGGAGAUAAGCCGUUUCAGUGUUCAGAGUGUCUCAGAUGUUUUAGUCGAAAAAACAGUCUUGUGAGACAUAUGCGAGUACAUACAGGAAAUAAAUCAUUUCAAUGUUCAGAAUGUCUGAAAUGUUUUACUGAAAAAGGCAAGCUUGUGUCACAUAUGCGAAUACAUACAGGAGAUAAGCCGUUUCAGUGUUCAGAGUGUCUCAGAUGUUUUAGUCGAAAAAACAGUCUUGUGAGACAUAUGCGAGUACAUACAGGAAAUAAAUCAUUUCAAUGUUCAGAAUGUCUGAAAUGUUUUACUGAAAAAGGCUAUCUUGUGUCACAUAUGCUAAUACAUACAGGAGAUAAGCCGUUUCAGUGUUCAGAGUGUCUCAGAUGUUUUAGUCGAAAACAAAGUCUUGUGAGACAUAUGCGAGUACAUACAGGAGAUAAACCAUUUCAGUGUUCAGAAUGUCUGAAAUGUUUUACUCAAAAAAGCACUCUUGUGAAACAUACGCAAGUACAUACAGGAGAUAAACCAUUUCAGUGUUCAGAAUGUCUGAAAUGUUUUUCUCAAAAAAGCCAUCUUCUGACACAUGUGCGAAUACAUGCAGCAGUUAAACCUUUUCAGUGUUCAGAGCGUCUGAAAUGUUUUACUCUCAAAGGCCAUCUUGUUUCACAUAUGCGAGUACAUACAGGAGAAAAACCAUUUCAGUGCUCAGAAUGUCUGAAAUGUUUUUCUGAAAAAGGACAUCUUGUGAGACAUAUGCGAAUACAUACAAGAGAUACAGUGGAACCUCGGUACAAAAAUCUAGGUGCCCAACAUGGCAUUGUGGGAACGCCGCCUCAGUGUGCCUCCUGGCCUCCUGGCAAGGCAGCUCUCACUCCGAGGCAAAUUGGGGCUCUCCUCUUCCUAACUGAUAGUUCUGGCAUCGAUAGAAGUGGAUCUGAAGAGGAAUUCUAUUGUUUUGAUCAAUUUGUGACCCAAAGCAAUGCUCAUGAUAUUGAAAAUAGUGCCGAAAAUCUUGACGACCCUCAACCUUCCACCUUGGGUGUUGGUGUGUCUCAGUCACGUUCAGCUGUACCUUAUUGCAAGAGAAAACUAAUGUUUUCGCAUGGCCAGGCCUCAGGCAUGA